This is a messenger RNA of Bombina bombina (fire-bellied toad), 6039 nucleotides long. RefSeq names its product GRAM domain containing 1B (gene GRAMD1B). Gene Ontology annotation, molecular function: sterol binding; sterol transfer activity. The transcript has 17 exons. Bases 790 to 2922 code for a protein of 710 amino acids. Lineage: Eukaryota; Metazoa; Chordata; Amphibia; Anura; Bombinatoridae. Gene Ontology annotation, cellular component: plasma membrane; endoplasmic reticulum membrane; endoplasmic reticulum-plasma membrane contact site. Gene Ontology annotation, biological process: intracellular sterol transport. The record is from RefSeq and is a predicted model, not a curated record.
UAUCCGGCUAAGUCUCCCAGUAGGUGAUAAGAGUUCAGAGCUGGAAACUGGUGCUAUCUGAUAAGAGUAGGUUGUCACUAGAGACAGGUAGGUGACAGCGUCUGUGCUGGGAUAUUAUAGAAACAGUAAGGAAGCUAAGAGCUCUAUGGGUGAGUGACAGGACCAGGUUUAUAGAGUUAGCAUAGGUUAAGACUUUUGUUAGAGAGACUUACUAAAUAUUUGUAAAUAAGUAUAAAACAAAUUGUGCUGUGACUUUAUUAUUAUAUAAUAUUAAAGGCAUCAUAUUUGUGCUGUAAUAAGGAGGAUUAAAGAUACAAUGACAUUUUUAUUGGUUUCAUCUAAAAGAUGGUGAAUUUAAAAUUAAAUUAUUUGUUUUUUAAAUAUUGUUCCUUUGCCUAAAAAUAAACGUAUUCUAUCUUUAUGCUGGAGGUGGACGAUACCAUCUACCAAUAGAGGCCCUAUAAAGCUUGUGGGGCAGGCUGUGAGGCUGAUUCAGUUACACGGCUUGUGCUAGGGUGCAGCCUGUCAGGGCUGUGUUUAUCUCACAUGCUUCCUGGCGCAUGCUGCUGUUUUCCCUGGGAUAACAUCUGCUCAGGCUCUAUACUCACAGCUUGGGUUACUGUAGGUCAGAAACCCACGUGGUCCCUGGAGGAGGGGAGUGGGAAAAGCUGCAAGGAGCACAGAGUAUGAGCAGACACAGUUAGGGAGUUUUACCCACUAGAGAAGUUUUUGUGGUCUGUCAUGUGAGCUAAUAGAGAUUGUGAACCAUAGACUGACUUUACAAGGGAGAUGAUAGAAGACACUGAGAAGCUUUACCAGCUUAGUGAGGAUUUCUCACAAGAACUGAUGGAAACCAGCGAAUACUCGACAGACUGGGACUCGGACAGUCUGCAGGAAGAAGCUUAUGUGUGGUAUCUGGAGAGGUUACAGAAUAUUCCCCUGGAAUACGAGCUGCAGUCUAGUAGCUCUGAGCUUGAGGAGAUACCAGCUGUAUUAAGUCCAACAUAUAAACAGAGAAAUGAGGAUUUUCGAAAACUCUUUAAACAGCUGCCAGACUCAGAGCGUCUCAUUGUAGAUUACUCCUGCGCUUUACAGAGGGAUAUCCUAUUGCAGGGGCGACUCUACCUCUCUGAGAACUGGAUCUGUUUUUACAGUAACAUCUUUCGCUGGGAGACUCUGUUGACUGUACGGUUGAAAGACAUCUGCUCAAUGACGAAAGAAAAGACAGCAAGACUUAUUCCUAAUGCUAUCCAGCUCUGCACUGACACUGAAAAGCACUUUUUUACUUCGUUUGGGGCUCGAGACAGAACCUAUAUGAUGAUGUUCAGACUCUGGCAGAAUGCACUACUUGAUAAGCCUCUGUGUCCCAAGGAGCUAUGGCAUUUUGUCCAUCAGUGUUAUGGAAAUGAGCUGGGACUCACAAGUGAUGACGAGGACUAUGUCCCCCCAGACGAUGACUUCAACACUAUGGGUUACUGUGAAGAGAUACCAGUAGAAGAUGUGGAAGUCAAUGACAAUUCCUCAAAAAGCAGCGGUGAUGUCAAACCUGAAACAAAUGCAAAUUCGAACCUGCAAGAUCCACCUCUGACUAUCAGCAACCUGUCAUGCACAGUUGGCACUGACAUCCCCAUAUUUGAUGGGGGGCUACUGGAUGAAAUCGAUAACGCUUUAGAAGGGGAAAUUAUCAUUGAAAACAUUGAGGAUCAGAAACUGGAAUAUAUUCCUCCAGUAACGUCACCAUCUUUGGACUUUAAUGAUAAUGAAGAUCUUCCAACGGAACUUAGCGACUCCUCUGAAACGCAUGAUGAAGGAGAAGUCCAAGCUUUUUAUGAAGAUUUAAAUGGUCGGCAGUACAUCAAUGAGGUCUUCAGUUUUAACGUGGACAAACUCUUCAGCCUCCUCUUUAGUGAAUCUCAGUUCCAGAGAGACUUCAUGGAGCAGAGGCGCUUCACAGAGGUUAUAUUUCACCCGUGGAAGAAAGAGGAGAAUGGAAAUCAAACACGCGUUAUCCUGUACACUAUUGCACUAACCAACCCACUGACACCGAAAUCCGCCACAGUUACGGAGACACAGACAUUGUACAAGGCGAGUCAAGAGAGUGAAUGUUACGUAAUUGAUGCAGAGGUUCUCACGCAUGACAUUCCUUAUCACGAUUACUUUUACACAAUUAAUCGAUACACUCUGACAAGGGCGGCAAGGAACAAAAGCAGACUCAGGAUCUCAGCGGAGUUACGAUACAGGAAACAACCAUGGGGACUCGUAAAAACCUUCAUAGAGAAAAAUUUCUGGAGCGGUUUAGAUGAAUAUUUUCACCAUUUAGAAAAUGAAUUGACCAAAGCAGAGACUGCAUACUUAUCGGAUCUUCAUCGUCAGUCCCCCAAAGAAAAAAGUAGUAAGCUCUCAUCAACUCGCCGCAGAAAGCGUCCCCAUUCUCACCUCCGCAUCCCUCAUCUGCAAGAGGUCCUGAGUCCAGUCACCACGUCUCCUGAUGAGGAGAAGCAUCACCGUAUCAGACAUGUGGCAGGCUCCACUCAAACACGACACGUCUCUGAAGAGAAACCAGCACAGCUGCAGAGCAUCUCAAAACUGCUGCUAAUCAUCAGCUGCGUCCUGGUGCUGUUAGUAUUGCUGAAUGGGCUGCUGUUCUACCGGUUGUGGAUGUUGGAAUAUAGUACUCAAGCGCUGGCAACAUGGCAGGGGCUCCGGUUACAGGAGAGUCGCCUCCCACAGUCCCAAGCAGAAUGGACUCAGCUCCUAGAUACGCAACAGAAGCACCAUGAAGCAGAGCUACAAAAAUGGAGACAAACGGUUAAAUCUUCAGUUAUGAUGCUGGACCAGAUGAAGGACUCAUUGACAAACCUUCAGAAUGGAAUUAUUUCUCGAGACUUGGGUUCAGACUCAGAUGAAAAGCAGUACCAGUGAAAACGCUUGGUACGGUUGACCAUAACAAGAGUGCAAUAUAUGUACUGAAAACAAUGAUAUGUAGAUACAUAAAUAUAUGUAUACUAUGAAAACAAAUUUAUAUUCUAUAUUGAUAUUGCGAGAAAGCAGCUAUAUAUAUUGGGUGAUCUUCCUCCAUUUGUCUCAGAUUUGAGUCCACGGGAAGUGAUGUUUGCGACUUACUUUCUCAGCCUUUGUUAUAAAGAAAGGACUUGGGCAGCUCUUCUGCAGGAUGAGUAUAUAAUUCUGCGCCAUAGCUCUACCUCCGACACCUGCAAAUCUUGCUGAUGUCAGCCUGAAGCUGCCCUCCAUCAUGAAGACAUUCACUGGCGCUCAAAGUAGAUAGGUGCUUAGGGGACAGGAAACACCCCAGGAAAGGAGGAGAAAGGAGCUACGGCACAAAAGCUCCUUGCGGAUUAAUUUCAACACAAACUAUAGGACUAAUCCGUGAAAAUUCUACUCCACUACCACAAGCACUUACCUGCAGCAUCUGAGGAGUGUUUUGUCUCCUGGAUGGAGAGAUACAAGGAAGAUUAGAUUUUAUAUUAUUUUUUCUUAAGUAAUUUAAGGCUUGAAGAUUAGGGAUUUUUGUCUUUCUUUUCAAAAGUAAUUUCUUCUUUUUAGAAAAGGCAUAUUGUGUCUUUCAGGACUUUACACCAUCCCUGCAGUAUCUGUAGACUUGUAAAUCUUCCCUGAAUAGCCCAUCCAGACCAUUAUUUGAAGAUGACCAUCCUUUAUUUCAUUCAUGACAUUGCCAAUAUGGUUAUGAAUUGGUAUUAUUUCCCAAAUCAGACGUGUUUGGAAAUUCCCCUUGGGUUACUUGUGAGCUACUGUGAUAGGUUAUAUUCACUUUUGUUUGUCAAACUAUGAAUGUGUCUGAAUGACAAAAAGCUUGAAUCUCUAAUGUUUUUUAUGGAAAGCUGCUAAGGUUAGGGAAUUCCCCAGAGGUUGUUAGCACUGAUAGAGAGGCCGCUUAAUGCCAUAGUGUAUAUUUCCUGGUUCUUUACUCUGUUCUCUUGCUUUGUGUCAGUAAUGGUGGGCAUGGGGUGCCAGAAUGCUCCAGUCCCACCGUAGGAAAGGGCUUUUUGUUAACCUGCAGGCUAGGUUAACACUGCCAUAUAUUUGCUUAAUGGCAACCAUGGUGACAAAGCAGAAGACAGGGAACAAUGUGGAAAUGUUAUUUUGUUAGUGGACUGACUGCGUUGAAUGUGUGAGAUAUCUCUAUAAGCGUGCAAUUCAAAAGAUUAUUCCACUGCUUAUUUGGGCAUAAAACAAAAAUCUUUAAAUAUUUAUAAAAAUAUUUGUACAAUGCACUAUUUAUUAUUUUUAUUUUCAUUUUUCCUGUAAUUUAUCACUGAAUAUUGUCGUUUUUCCUAUUCUGACAAAGAGUUUGGAGUGCAUACUCCAGAAGCCUGGCCCUGUUACAUUAUACACAGUGGCUCAUUUAUAUAUGUCCCUAAAUAGUAAACAUAUGAGAAAAGUUAGUGUUCUUAAGAAGCAUUUCAAAGAGUAUGUCCCUUAAUUGCAAAACAAUCAUAUUUUAUUUAUUAACCAACUGAUUGCAUUUUAAACAUAUUUUUAUGCCGAUCUUUAAAAUGCAAUGCUUAAUUAAUUAAUUAGUUAAUUAUAUAUGCUAUGCAUAUAUAAAAAUGAGUUUGGUGUCCCUUUAAGUAGCCAUGCAUUCCUGUAUUUUCUAAACCAAAUGCCAACACAUUGAUGGUUUCUGUUUGCUUGAUUGGAUGAUUGAUCAUCAGCAUAUAAAAGAUUUUAAAAACAAAAACAUCAUUUUGGUGAAAGAGAAAAUUACUAGGGUUCAGUCUUACAGAAACCCUUGAUAAUUGCUUCCAAAUAUGCCUGAGUGUAUAUUUUGCUUUUCCCUAUGGCUUGACAAAUAUCUCAUUAGGUUGAAUGGAAUUUUUGAGUGAGCUAAGUUGUGAAUCAUUGAAUAGAGUGAAUGAUAUUAAAUUUAAGAAUUUAUGUAUUAUUUAAGCUUGUGAUUUAAUUAUCCCUAUCAAGAAGUGUAUCACUGAGUGAUGUAUGCAAUUUGUGAACUGAGACUUAGAAAUCUGGAAUUUCUUAAGAUCAGUAAAGUAAUUUGACAGAGAUGCAGAGCACGUCUGACAAAUAUGCAGUUAAAUAUUGGUGUAACUGUAUUUAUCGUUCUACUUACCAAGUUAUCUAAACAGUCAGUUUUGUCACCGUUUUUAAGCUUGACUGACGCGUGAAGUACUAAGUACGAACUGUUAUUAUUCUGUGUUUAAAUAUAUAUAAUGAAGACUUUAAGGUAUAUGGGGAAUUUUGGCUUAGCAUGAAAUAAUUUGAGAUAAAUGAUCAAACUUAAGGUUUCCCCAAUUUUUGCAGGAGAAAUCAUUUUAUAAUUGAAAUUCCCUAUAGUGCAACCCAGCUAUUUUGAAAACAAAAAUUAAAAUGGUUUAAAGGGACAUUAAACUCCAAAAUUACCAGCCCCAUAAAAUUAUAAAUACAUGUGUAUAUAAAUAUAAUUAUGUAUAUAUAUAUUUAUAUAUGUGUGCGUAUGUGUAUAUAUAUAUAUAUAUAUAAUUUUCAUUAUAUAUAAUUUACGUAUAAAAUAUGAUGUUUUCCCAAAGAGACUGGAAUGUAUUCUAAAAUGUCAGAAAAUUGAAUCAAGGGUAGUGUGAAAUUGUAUUAAUAUCUGUCCCUAAUUGGCUGCAGUGAAGGAGAUACAUUAAACAUACCCAAUGUGUUUUUCAAGGGGUGUAUUUCUAGAUUGCAAACAAAUGCAACGUUUGCUAGCAAAAUUGCAUUGUAAAUGCUUCUAAAACAUUUAUUUUAUAUGCAGAUCCUAUGAAAUGCAGUGCUGAAUUGCAGAUAUAUAUUAUGCAUGUAUAUAAAAUUACUCCAAUGCCCCUUUAAUGCUUACUAUUGGAAACUAUGAAUGCAUUAUUCUGUAAACCAAAUUAUUUAUAGACUCCACCAAUGUACAGCGCAUCAGUUUUUGAGAGCAAACAUGGAGGACAUGCCUGGUAUUGUAUGUAAUGUUAAAACUGUAUAUAAAAUGCAUGAUUUUUUUCUAAAAAAAACAAACUAUUUUAUUAAUUAAAACAAAGGUACAUUAUCUUA